Molecule: messenger RNA, 1715 nt
Organism: Ictalurus furcatus (blue catfish)
Lineage: Eukaryota; Metazoa; Chordata; Actinopteri; Siluriformes; Ictaluridae
Product: cdc42 effector protein 4-like
Exons: 2
Coding region: 939-1715 (258 amino acids)
Source: RefSeq, a predicted model, not a curated record
CUUUUGCUUAACAUUUACAUGUCCAUAUCCUAACCUGGGGAUAAAAUAUUUAGUUGUAAAAAAGAUAAUAAUAAAUACGAUGGACAGACACACAGAAAACAAUAAAUCUAGAGAGGGACGAUAAUCACAAACAGGGAGGGGAGAGGGGGAGAUAAGUGGUAUAAGAGGAAUAAAAACUCUUGGGGAGGUGCUGUUAUAUAAUAGUGAUAGUGAUAAACUUCAGUGUGUGUGUGUGUGUGUGUGUGUGUGUGUGAGAGAGCGAGAGAGAGAGCGAGAGAGAGAGAGUACCUGGUGUUUUCUUUUAUGCGCAUGCGAUGUACGGACGGGCGUCUGAGACGAUAAGGUCAGAGUACGCAUGCGCAAAAACUUAAGCGUUUGGAAUGGCGCGCAUGCGCAGUGAGGAGUCAAGCAUUUACGGAGCCGUAAAUCCCGACAACCGCACGCGCGCGUUCACACACACACACAUACACAGAAUAAAGUAGAACAGUCUGAGUACACACACACACACGCACGCGCGCGCGCGUAUUUCAAACACUUUAAACCAGAUAUUUUAUUUGUUUUUAUAAAGUUUGAAGUCGGAAGUUUUCAACGUUUAUCGCGGAUUUUCUCACGGACUGGAGUUUGUGACUUCACACACAACACGGAGUCCUCUGGUGGAGUUGUAGGACAUCACUUCCCGGUCAUUUUGGAUCCUACACACUCAGUGUGUGUCACAGCUCAGCCUCGUCAUAAAGUCAUAUGCUUUUUUUCUUUUUUUUUACUUUUGUGAAAAUCCUUCAUUACAAAAUGGACAGUGAUGUUUCAUGACAUCACUUCCUGAAGGUUCUUGGCACUGAAGGUAUAAUAAGGGUUGUCCGGAGCAGUAUAGUACCGCUCACCUUUAACAGGAAUACACUUUCUGGCUGAAUCACAAUAAAGGAAGUGGUUGUGUUGUUGCCAUGCCGAUCCUGAAGCAGCUGGCCUUGGGUUCGUCUGGGUCAAAGCGCCGUUCUCGUUCUGACCUGACGGUGGAGAUGAUUAGCGCACCGCUCGCUGACUUCCGCCACACCGUGCACAUCGGCCGUGGCGGGGAUGCCUUCGGAGACACGUCCUUCCUCAGCGUGCCACAUCAGUCAGCCAAUCCGGGGCAUAAGAAUGGCCUUCUGCCUCGCAGGUUCAGAGGCAGCAAACGCUCUCAGUCUGAGAGAAACUCCAGUGCUAUGAGCUACACGCUACCAGCUAACAGCGCUGUCUCCCUUCCUUAUGUAAGUGAAGAUCAGAACAUGACACUCCGCCUUCCGCAAAGCGCCUCCUUAAAUUUUGCAGAAACGCACGGAAAAACAGUAGCGAUGGAUGGGCGGAGCUUAGAGGUGGAGGAGCAGCAUUUUGGGGAGCCCAGUGAACUCCCCAUGUUCACACCACCCUCUGGGAGAGGAAUGAAACCUGCAGAGUCAAUGCUGUCUCUCCACAUCGACCUUGGGCCCUCCAUGCUCGAAGACGUCCUUGGUGUCAUGGACCAGCCUGAGGGGGACCAACAGGACCUCGCAGAAGAUCAGAGGCAGGGCUGGAAGGGACCGUGUCUACUCAAGGGUGUGUCCUCAUCCAGCCCUGGAUUAAAGCAGGAGAGAUCUCAAAAAGCACACGAGAGUGAGACAUGUAGCACUACAUACAGCAUUAACAUCAACGACAAAGACUUCCUGUUCAUGGACGAGGACGAGGACGAGAUCGGAGUAUGA